Messenger RNA from Pelobates cultripes (western spadefoot toad), 675 nucleotides. NCBI's taxonomy places the organism in Eukaryota, Metazoa, Chordata, Amphibia, Anura, Pelobatidae. The record is from the annotation of a GenBank genome assembly.
AUGGAGGCCUACUACACGAGGGAGAAAGGGAGGCCGCCAAUCCCUCUACCCUCGGGCUCUGACACCUUCGCAGGGUCCAUCAGAGCACAGCAAAAUCUCCCCCCCCUGCCGGUGAGGGAAAUCCCGGCACCUACCAGCCGUGCUGUGGGGUCUGGAGGCAUGUCUGAUCAGCGACAAGAAGGGGAGGAUAACUCCUGUAAAAUGGUGGUACAGAGCACCUCUGAUAAAAGAAGACAGCUGCCCGACCUCCAGCUCAGACUAGACCAACUAUUUGAAAAAUUCUGGCACCAGCUAGAGAGCAGAGCGCACCUACCUGCCUCACAACUGCCAAGCAGCCAUCUGCCCAAAAAGCAGCCUCAACAAGGGAGAAGGAACCCAAAAGUCCUCACUGCAAACCGGACCUCAAAAUGGCGGCAGACCAAGCGGCGUUUUCUACCACAGCACAAGAAGACAAACACCCAAAUGAAAUACCGCCAGGAACAUAAAGCACAACUGGAAAAGAAGAACACUCAAACUUACCUGGCAACUCCGGGGUCCAGAGGACUGCAACGCCCCGCUCCACUCCAGCCUUGGAUACAGCAUGUAAGCCAGCCACUACUAUCACCAUAUGGGCACGGAGACCCACACGCAGCUUGCACGCAACACCAGCUGCUCUGCAGAUCAGGAGUCGGCUGA